Molecule: messenger RNA, 1524 nt
Organism: Cladophialophora immunda
Lineage: Eukaryota; Fungi; Ascomycota; Eurotiomycetes; Chaetothyriales; Herpotrichiellaceae
Exons: 4
Coding region: 1-1512 (503 amino acids)
Molecular function (GO): iron ion binding; monooxygenase activity; heme binding
Source: RefSeq, a predicted model, not a curated record
AUGGCUCUAUCCGACAUCUUUGGCUUUUCUUUUUCACUGAUCGCCGCCUCCUGCAUCGUUCUGUACGUGCUGUAUUGGACCGUGACCACCUACAUGCAAUAUCGAAAACUCCAGCACAUCAAAGGUCCUUGGCUUGCCGCUAUCUCACCUCUAUGGAUGUUCUACUACACCUGCAGGGGCACCCUAUACCUGGCAGUUGAAGACGCGCUCAGGAAAUAUGGCUCGCCUGUACGCAUCGGCCCCGACUACAUAGCGACAGAUGACCCUGUGAUCCAAAGACAUAUGAAUGCCCCCAGAUCACCUUUCACUAAGGGUCGCUGGUUCAGAGGAAUGAAGUUCGAUCCACGUCGAGAUAAUCUGCUGUCCAUGGCAGAUGAGAAGGCCCAUACUGAUCUCAGGACGAAGUUGAUGCCGGGGUACACCGGAAAAGAAGUUCCUAGGCUUGAAGCAGAUAUCGAUGCACGAGUACUAGAACUACUAGAUUUGAUUCGUCGAGACUACGUUGAAAAGAAUCAGGCCAUGGACUUUGCAAAGCUAGCAGGUUACUUCACUCUUGACAUACUGACUCAAAUCGCUUUCGGCCAGGCGAUUGGAUUUUUGAUCAAGAACGAAGAUCUUUACGAUUACCACAAGUCGAGCGCCGCAUUCUAUCCAAUCAUGGAGAUGAGUUCAAAUCACCCGACAAUUCUGGCGUUUCUCAACAGCCGACUUAUGCAAGGGGCGGCACCCAAGCCAACUGACAAGAUAGGAUUCGGGGCCAUUGUAGGCGUCGCCCACAAGGCGGUGGCCGAGCGAUUUGGACCUGAUGCAAAGAAGGUAGAUGAUAUGUUGGGCUCAUUCGUCAACCACGGCCUCUCCCAGCAGGAAUGUGAGGUUGAAUCUCUGCUCCAGAUCCUGGCAGGUGCCGAUUCAACUGCCACUGCACUCCGGACUACGUUCCUGUAUAUCUUGACCAGCCCUCCAACGUACAGCAAACUGCGAGAGGAGAUUGCCGCUGCAGUGGAUGCUGGUAACAUCGACUAUCCAGUCAUCAGCAACAGUCAGGCUCAAGCUUUACCCUACCUCCAGGCCUGUAUCAAAGAAGGCCUCCGGAUGUUUAUGCCGUUACAAGGUCUCGCAGGACGAGUCUCACCAUACCCUGAUGGUGCAACCAUCAACGGAGUCUUUAUCCCACCGGGAACUGAAGUCGGAGUGGCCUCAUAUGCAGUCGGCCACCGCAAGGAUUUCUAUGGGCCAGACGCUGACACCUUCCACCCUGAGCGGUGGAUCGAGAGCGACGACGAAACGAUUAAGGGGUAUGAGAGAAUCAAUGAAUUGGUAUUUGGAACCGGGAGAUCGAGCUGUCUGGGCAAGAGCAUUGCGCUAAUGGAGUUGAGCAAAGCUGUUUUUGAGCUAUUGCGGCAUUAUGACUUUACUGUCGUCAAUCCUUUCAACCCCAUCAAAGUGAGAUCGAAUUCAGUGGUCGUCCAAGAAGAUUUCGCUGUGAGAGCGUGGCCUAGGAAACAACGCUGAAAAUAGAUGGUG